Messenger RNA from Uncinocarpus reesii 1704, 4344 nucleotides. Its product is annotated as DNA mismatch repair protein msh-2. The transcript is spliced from 4 exons. Gene Ontology annotation, biological process: mitotic recombination; mismatch repair. The record is from RefSeq and is a predicted model, not a curated record. NCBI's taxonomy places the organism in Eukaryota, Fungi, Ascomycota, Eurotiomycetes, Onygenales, Onygenaceae. Gene Ontology annotation, cellular component: nucleus; MutSalpha complex. Gene Ontology annotation, molecular function: ATP-dependent DNA damage sensor activity; ATP binding; mismatched DNA binding. Bases 1 to 4344 code for a protein of 1447 amino acids.
AUGGCUACGAGAACCCUUCGCAGUCGCACUCCGAAACAAGCUGGAUCUCACCUUCCACCAGCAAAAACGAAGCAGGCGGGCAUUCAGGGAUUCACACGAGCAGGAAAGGCCAACGCGGGAGUAGGGUCAAUUGCGAGCAAGGAGACUCCGUCGACUCUCAAGCGGAAACUACAACAUACGGAUGUCGAAGAGGUCACUCCUGAGAACCGGCCUGGGGGAGGAUUGAAGGUUCCUAAACUCGGAACAGCUGUUUCGAAGCUCGUCUCCAAGCCGUCUGAUGCGAUCGAUCAGAAUCUCGUGAUAGAAUCUCAUUCUACAGUUGAUACCCCGAAUUGCAAACGGGACGAAAGUCAGACCAUAGUCCCGACCCAGACAAAGUCAGAAGUCGAACCAGAGCAACCCGAGAAUUGCAACCGCCCAUCGUCAUAUCUUGAACUGGUCUUUCUCUAUUCUUCCUUUCUACACGCAUUAUCGCUACAUUUUGCCCACAAUGGACUUAUCGCGCCAGUGGACCUUACAGUAUUCCUCCCCAAUAUGGAGCGAGUAUGGAAAAAACGUAAAGUGACGACAGAGGACAUUCGGAGGCUAUUAUAUGUGCAGAACACUGGGGACGGAAACAAAAUCUCUGUCCACUCUAGACUUAUCGAUUAUGGAGUGCGAAUAUUACUCGAAAGAGUUCAGGCGAACCAAUCUGGGAAUUCGUCUUAUGCACCGCUUAAUGAAGAUGAACUGAACGCGAAAUUCGAAGACAAUUUAGAACAGAUUUGGCUAGAAAAAAGCACGGCUGUGUCGGAUUUCAACUGCAUGCGCGACAUUCCCUUGGAGCCAAUCUACAAAAUUCCGAAAACCUUGUUUUCGAUCAAACAACAGAAAGCAUCCGAAAUAAGGCUAACUGGGUUAAAAGCACCAAAAGCGAUGGGAUUCGUUCAGGAAAAGGGGCCCUUGCACAAGUCUUGCACGACGGAACGAAGGAACGGCCUUUUGGAGAGAAUAAAGAGUAAGGCACUGCGCCAAUCUACUCUGACACCACCAGUAUCUAAAGAAACGGCCAUGCGACGUGCAGCGGCGGCGCGUACCUCGGACAUUGUAAACGUGCUUCUUCGAUUGGCACCUUCAGCCUCAUCAGACUUAGAAAUAUCUCCUUCGCAUAUGAAAAAGGCCUACAAACUGGAGACGAUGGUUCAGAUGAUUCAGGAUUCGAUGCAGAAUCCCGUUUCUAAAUCUGAGAUUUCAAUGAGUUUGGAGAUUCUAGCCAAAUCUGAGGUUUCGGGAGGUUGGGUCACGAUGGUGCCAGUGGCCUCGACGAAGUCGGUGAUAUUAAGGUCGUCGAAGAAUAUCUCUCCGCAAGAUAUUAAAGUUAAGGUUGACAAAACGAUUUGGCCCUCAGCGCUCACUCUGGACUCAACGCCAAUCCACGUGAUCAAUUUACGCGUCGCGUCCAUUUUACUGCGUCAAAACUCGGCCUCAGAGGAGGAUGGAUUGCAAGAAACGAACAGGCAAGGGUUUGAGCAGAAGAUGUCAUCGAGACCGGAACUUAAGGUCGACGACGAAGUCGGUUUCAUUCGAUUUUUCCGCUCCCUCCCUCCAAAAGAUGACUCCGCAACAGUUCGAGUGUUUGACCGGGGUGACUGGUACACGGCUCAUGGCUCGGAUGCAGAGUAUAUCGCACGUACAGUCUACAAAACCACAUCGGUGCUGCGGACGUUAGGGCGGAGUGAUACAAGUGGUUUGCCAUCUGUCACGAUGACGGUAACUGUCUUCCGGAAUUUCCUACGGGAAGCGCUUUUCCGCUUGAGCAUGCGGCUAGAGAUAUGGUCAUCUCAGGGUGGAGCGGGCAAAGGUGCCUGGAAGCUGGCCAAGCAGGCGAGUCCGGGGAACUUGCAGGACGUGGAGGACGAAUUAGGCUCGGCAGGCGGAAUGAUGGAUACGUCGCCGAUUAUUCUCGCCGUUAAGAUCUCCGCAAAGGCAUCUGAGACGAGGCAUGUGGGCGUUUGCUUUGCGGAUGCGAGUGUGCGGGAGCUGGGAGUGAGCGAAUUCGAUGAUAACGACCUCUAUUCGAACUUUGAAUCCUUGGUCAUUCAAUUGGGAGUUAAAGAAUGCCUGGUUACUGCGGACGGACAAAAGAAAGAUAUCGAACUAGCCAAGAUAAGGUCUAUUGCGGAUAGUUGUGGGAUUGCGAUUUCAAGCAGGCCAGCAUCGGACUUUGCGACGAGGGAUAUUGAUCAGGACCUAGCGAGGCUGCUGAAAAACGAGCAUGCUACCGGAACUUUACCACAAACUGAUUUGAAACUGGCUAUGGGGUCUGCUGCGGCUUUAAUCAAAUAUCUCGGUGCCAUGUCGGAUCCGUCGAACUUUGGCCAAUAUCAACUCUACCAGCACGAUCUCUCCCAGUACAUGAAAUUGGAUUCAGCUGCGCUUAGGGCCUUAAAUCUAAUGCCUGGCCCGCGUGAUGGGGCCAAAAGCAUGAGUUUAUACGGUCUUUUGAACCACUGCAAAACUCCUGUCGGUGGCCGACUGCUUGCGCAAUGGCUAAAGCAGCCUUUGAUGAAUCACAACGAUAUUGAAAAGCGGCAACAAUUAGUCGAAGCCUUUGUCUCUGAUACGGACCUGAGACAGACGAUGCAGGAGGACCACCUUAGAUCCAUACCCGAUCUCUAUCGAUUGGCGAAGAAAUUCCAGCGAAACGUGGCGAAUCUUGAAGAUGUUGUCAGGAUCUAUCAAGUUGUGAUCCGCCUCCCUGGAUUUAUCAAUACGCUUGAAGCCGUCAUGGAUGAGCAGUACCAGGAGCCGCUGGAAACGGAAUAUACCUCUAAGAUUCGUAACCUUUCGAACAGUUUUGGAAAACUGGCGGAAAUGGUGGAAACAACGGUUGAUCUAGAAGCCUUGGAUCAUCACGAAUUCAUUAUCAAGCCUGAAUUCGACGAAAGCCUGCGGACAAUAAGAAAAAAGCUGGACAGACUGAGGCAUGACAUGGAUGCUGAGCACAAGCAUGUUGGCCAUGAUUUGAAUCAAGAUAUCGAAAAGAAACUUUUCCUCGAAAACCACAGAGUUCAUGGAUGGUGUUUUAGAUUGACCCGAAAUGAAGCUGGUUGUAUACGAAACAAGCGAGAGUACCAGGAGUGUUCAACCCAGAAAAACGGUGUUUAUUUCACAACAUCUACAAUGCAAUCUCUCCGGCGGGAGCAUGAUCAAUUGUCACAAAACUAUAACCGGACCCAAACGGGGCUUGUGAAUGAAGUGGUCAACGUUGCGGCAUCAUACUGCCCUUUGCUUGAACAACUAGCAGGUGUAUUGGCACAUCUAGAUGUGAUUGUGAGUUUCGCCCAUGUAUCCGUCCAUGCCCCUACACCAUACGUUCGGCCGAAGGUCCAUCCCCGUGGUACAGGCAAUACCAUUCUCAAGGAGGCCCGCCAUCCUUGCAUGGAAAUGCAAGACGAUAUUUCCUUCAUAACCAACGAUGUCUCUCUCAUUCGGGACGAGUCUUCGUUUCUUAUAAUCACGGGCCCCAAUAUGGGUGGUAAAUCGACCUACAUUAGACAAAUAGGUGUGAUUGCGCUCAUGGCUCAGACCGGCUGUUUCGUGCCAUGUACAGAAGCCGAACUCACGAUAUUCGACUGCAUUCUGGCUCGUGUCGGUGCGAGUGAUUCUCAGCUCAAAGGCGUCUCAACCUUCAUGGCCGAAAUGCUGGAAACCGCCAACAUUUUAAAGACGGCAACGUCAGAAUCAUUGAUAAUUAUCGACGAGCUCGGCCGUGGGACGAGUACAUAUGAUGGAUUCGGGUUGGCUUGGGCCAUCUCUGAACACAUCGUCGCCGAGAUUCGAUGCUUCGGCCUCUUCGCGACCCAUUUCCACGAGCUCACAGCCCUCGAGGAGCGGUACCCCAAAUCGGCCAAGAACCUUCACGUCGUUGCGUUCAUUGGUGAUGGCUCUAGCGAAACCCAGAACGGCACACCAAGCAAGAAGAAACGAGAGGUUACGCUUCUAUACCGAGUAGAGCCAGGGGUCUGCGAUCAGUCUUUCGGUAUACAUGUGGCCGAAUUGGUUCGCUUCCCGGAGAAAGUGGUCAAUAUGGCACGCCAGAAAGCUGAAGAGUUGGAAGAUUUUACCAACUCGACGGCCGAAAAGGGAGAAGACUCUAUGGAUCUUGAUAAGUACUCUUGCGAAGAAGUUGCGGAAGGAAGCUCAUUACUUAAAGCUAUGCUUGUCAAGUGGAAAGCCCAGGUGGAGGCUCCAGGGAAUGAGAAUAUGACAACGGAAGAGAAGAGACAAUUGAUGAGGGAUCUAGUACAGGCAGACGACUUGCUAAAGGUAAAUAAGGUCUUUCAAGAUAUCAAGGCCCUGUAA